Molecule: messenger RNA, 1318 nt
Organism: Tricharina praecox
Lineage: Eukaryota; Fungi; Ascomycota; Pezizomycetes; Pezizales; Pyronemataceae
Product: 26S proteasome regulatory subunit rpn-8
Exons: 3
Coding region: 100-1137 (345 amino acids)
Biological process (GO): proteasome-mediated ubiquitin-dependent protein catabolic process
Cellular component (GO): proteasome complex; proteasome regulatory particle
Molecular function (GO): metallopeptidase activity; protein binding
Source: RefSeq, a predicted model, not a curated record
UGCUGAUAGAGCAACUCCAGAACCAGCACAACACCUCCACCCAUCGUGCAUCAUCGAAACAGCUCCCAUCCAUCCGCCCAUCCCCUUCAGAAUCACACCAUGCCUACCACCGUCAGGGAAGCCGUUCCCUCCGUCACCGUCUCCAUCGCCCCCCUCAUCCUCCUCAGCGCAUGCGAUCACUAUGGCCGUUCCGCCAAGUUUACACGGAAGCGCGUUGUCGGAGUGUUGCUAGGACAGAACAGCGGUAACUCAGUGAGGGUCACAAACAGCUUUGCUGUUCCAUUCGAGGAGGACGACAAGGACCCCGCGGUGUGGUUUCUCGAUCACAACUACGUCGAGUCGAUGAACGACAUGUUCAAGAAGGUCAAUGCUAGGGAGAAGCUCAUCGGAUGGUACCACUCCGGCCCGAAGCUACGAGCGUCGGAUCUGCAGAUCAACGAGCUGUUCAAGCGAUACACACCGAAUCCUUUACUUGUCAUCGUGGACGUCGAGCCCAAAGCUAUCGGAGUGCCCACGGACGCCUACUUUGCCAUCGAGGAGAUUAAAGACGACGGAACCACCACCACCAAGACGUUUGUGCAUACCCCAUCGAUAAUCGAGGCCGAAGAAGCCGAAGAGAUCGGUGUUGAGCACCUCCUCCGAGACAUCCGCGACGUCGCCGUCGGCUCCCUUUCCACCCGCAUCAACAACCAGCUCCAGUCCCUGCAGGGCCUCCACCUCCGCCUGCGCGACAUUGGCAACUACCUGCAGAAGGUCAACAACGGCACGCUCCCGGUCAACCAUGCGAUCCUCGGCCUCCUACAAGACGUGUUCAACCUGUUACCGAACCUGUCCACCCCAUCCGCCGACGGCGAGGAGAACAACGAGUUGGCGAGGGCCAUGGCUGUCAAGACAAACGACCAGUUGAUGAACAUCUACCUGUCGUCGCUGAUCCGCGCCAUCAUCGCAUUCCACGACUUGAUCGACAACAAGAUCAAGAACCGACAGGACCAGGCGGAAGAGCAGGAGAAGGAGGCAGACAAGGAGAAGGAGAAGGACGAGAAGGAGACAGGCAAGAAGUCCGAAAAGGAUGGUGAGAAGGGCAAGAAGGAUGACACGGAAAAGAAGGGUGGAAUCGACAAGGAUUUGGAUCUAUAGACGACGGACAGUGUCUUGGGGAGGAAGCGGCGGGACACACCGAUCGGAAAGGGACCAUAUCGUUGUGCUCUUUGGCUGUUUGUAAGAUAAUAAUAGCCACCACACGCAUGUCGAUCAAGUGAGACAGAGCUGCUCUCGUCAACAUCUCGCCCGGUACACCUUACAUACACGAUGCCGCUAA